Messenger RNA from Caenorhabditis auriculariae, 4901 nucleotides. The record is from the annotation of a GenBank genome assembly. Lineage: Eukaryota; Metazoa; Nematoda; Chromadorea; Rhabditida; Rhabditidae.
AUGAUGUAUGCAUUUAGAUACUGGUAAGGAAAUCUGAGGGUACUGCUAAACUUAUAGAACCCGCGAAAAGAAUCGAUUUGAAUGGUCGGAGACGUGCGCCGUCUGAUUACAGGGUAAAGACGUGCUGUGGGGCAUCUCUCGUCUACGCUCUUCUUCUCUCCCACUGAGCGGCGCUCUCUGAUGCGAGCCUUCUGCCUCGUCCAUCAUGCAAGGACUCUCUGCGUCGAGGCAUAUCGAGCCUCCCACGGGCGGCCGUACUCAGAAUCUUUUUGUGCGGUGCUGUCUCUUCUUUUACAAUAAUGUCAACACUGACAUUGAACUUUGACCACCAACCGCCCCUCCGGACAGCGUCAUUCAUUUUUUUUUUUCAGUAUUGAUUUUUUCAUCUUGAAAUUGUAAGUCAGUUGGAGGUAACUACAUUCGAUAAAUGACUGUCUUUUUUCUCAUUAUCAAUUUUUUUGAGUAUUUAUGGCAAUAAAAAACUAGAAAGGGUUUUUUAAUUGCAUCGUAACUCUUGUGAGAUUAUUUGUGUACACGUUUGCUUAGCGUAAAUUUGAAAGGGUUAUUAGUCAAAAGCCGAAAAGUUGGUUUUUAGAACUAUAGGCGAUUGCUGUAAGCUGAAAAUAUUUCAAGAAGCUCUCAGAUUCACACUCCGCGCAUUUUCAUGCGUAAGUUUUCUGCUGUAAUCUUUUUAGACAUUUCCAUUGAUUUAUUGUAAGCGAUUUUCUGAUCUUGAAUAGUUAUAGAUAUUAAUCUUGAAAAACCCUUCUAUCUAAUUUUUUUGUGUUCAAGUUGGAAUAUCGUGAAAAAAAUUAAAUUAAAUUAAAGAGUGAAAUUGAAAUUCGCUCAAUUUUUUUCUCGUCCAAUUACGGUAAAUAGAAGUUUCUCUUGUAUGUUCGCGUGGUUUCUAUGCUGAUCUAAAAAAUUGAAGAAUGUAUUAGGUAUCGAUAUUUUCUUUGAAUCCCUCCGAACUGCGCAAGGUUUAAAUAUGUUCAAUUUUUAUUUACGUUUCAUUAUUUGAUUUUCAAAUCAUCGAACUGAGUUCAGAGAGGGAAAAUAGAUCAAAAGAAACGUUAAGAUGUCUUGCCUUAUUUUCAUUUGAAUUUUAUUUGCAGCUAAAGCGGUUGAGCUAUGAAUUUUGGAAUUCGAUAAAUUUGAAAAGUUUCGUUGAAAAAACUUAUAAUCGUUUUUCGAAAGUCUGUCAACUUUUAUGUUUCCCUUGCAGUUUUUUAGCUUUGCUCAUUUGUAAUUUUUAUGCUCGUUUUUCAAGAUUUAUCGUGAUUUUUGCAGAACUAAUCGUCCAAUCCUCAUCUAUGUUUAGGGUUGCCGCAAAUCAACGGCACCCGGCGCACGGAGCAAUCUUCGUCACGAUCCGGUUCACCGAACUGAUUGCAAAAUAGUGCUGCACAUUCAAGGUGCUUAUCUCAGCCACUAGACUUGAUACAGUUGCAUUGAAGAGAGGGGAUGAACAAGCAGUUGCUUACGUGCUCGUUGAAAGGCGGCAAGCAGGUCACUACCGUUGUGGCUUCAGUUGCAGCUGAUGGCGUCGACCAACAGGUUUCAUUAUUUUCUAAGUUCUUUUUCUCUGUAAAAUCGAUCUUAACAAGAUUGAGCCUUUUGUCUCGAGGAUCAAGUUCAUUUUAUAGGUCGAAGUUUCCUACUUUGAUCAGAAAGUGAUUGGGAAUGGAUCUUUCGGCGUGGUUUUCCUCGCUAAACUGUCGACGAACAACGAGAUGGUCGCGAUAAAGAAAGUGUUGCAAGACAAGAGAUUCAAGAAUCGUGAGCUCCAGAUUAUGCGCAAACUCAACCAUCCCAACAUUGUCAAGCUCAAGUAGGAUAUAACUAGCGUUUACUCAUUUCUGUCUCCAGAUAUUUUUUUUAUUCGACCGGUGAGAAAAAAGACGAGCUCUACUUGAAUUUGAUCCUGGAAUACGUACCUGAAACGGUUUACAGGUAGCUGACAAUUCAGUUUCAGAUUUGAUAUCCUCAUUUUUUUUUAAGAGUCGCAAGGCAUUAUUCGAAACAGAGACAGGCCAUUCCUCUUAUUUACGUCAAAUUGUACAUGUAUCAGGUUAGUUGAUAUUUUCUCGUCAACAAGCAAAGAGUGUCGAUUUUGUUUUUCUGAUCGUUAAAUGAAGUGAAACUUGUUUCAGUUGUUUCGAUCGUUGGCCUACAUUCACGGGAUCGGAAUUUGCCACCGCGACAUCAAACCCCAAAACUUGCUGAUUGAUCCCGAGAGUGGCGUUCUCAAACUAUGCGACUUUGGCUCUGCCAAGUAUUUGGUGAAGGUGGGCUUUUUUUUUUUAGAAUAGUUGAAGUCGAAGUAGUCAAAUAUAAUAAUUAGACUCCGACCUGGAACUGGACAAGUAUUAGAGCAAAAGAUAAGAAAUCAAGAAAUUUGGUGAUUAAGAUGUUGAACUCAUAAAAAAUCGAUGGAGGCACUAUUAUCUAUUUUGGAAGUUGGCUCAUCUCAUAAGAGAAAUAUUCAUUAGAAAAUUGACCGGAAAAGCCUGUUUGCUUGAACUUUAGCUCAGUUCAAUCAAUGUUCUUUUAGUACUAUUGAGACGCUCUAUAUCAUCCCGGUUUUUUUUUACUGCGUUUUCUAUUUAUUUUUUUAUUUUUUUGCAACUAUUUUACGUGAGAAAACAGUUAAAAAGUUCUUGGUUUGAAAAAUAGUGCGUAGUGAAGAAGUUUUAUGUUUCAUCGAUUUAAUUUUCUGACGAUGUGAAAAAUUCCGCUGAGUUAUUGCCGGCGGUCGUUAAGUUGAUGCUCGGUGAGAUGAAGAUAAUGUUUUAUACACAAAAUCGUGGUUUGAAAGUUUUGAGGUUAUUUAAGGUAUCAAAAAAAAAAUCUAGACCAAAGGAAAAAAUGUUUUCAUGUUAGAAGAAAUUUCAAUACAAUUAAUAAUCCCACCAUAUCGAAAACAAAUGCAGAACGAACCUAACGUGUCCUACAUCUGCUCCCGCUAUUACCGCGCCCCGGAGCUCAUCUUCGGCGCCACCAACUACACGAACUCGAUCGACGUUUGGUCAGCCGGAACUGUCAUGGCGGAGCUGCUCCUUGGCCAGCCCAUCUUUCCCGGAGACUCUGGUGUCGACCAGCUAGUCGAGAUUAUAAAGGUCAUUUUCGGUUUCUCAUCAUUCCACAUGAAAGUUCUAGUAUUGGAGAAAUAAAAGCUUGCAAAAAAUUUAUAAGAGGACAUUUUUGUUUUAAAGACACGUUAAUUUAGUUGAAUAUCUCAUACGAGGCCAUUUUUGAAGGCCGCCGUCCGCUCUUCCCAAGUUUUCUCAAAUCAAAGUUAUUACUACCUACCUCAGGCUAAAACUUGUAUUUUGAGGCCAAAACUACCUCCUUGAGGUUGAAAUUUCAUCAUAUUCCUGGUUUUCCACAAUUUCUUUAAGCCAACCUCUCCUCCCGGGCUGAAUGAGUUCUUUACUUGCCCAUCUAUGGAAUAGCCUGUUUUUCGUUUUUCACAACUUUUCGUGUUAUUUCGAUCAUUUUUAAUCUCACAGCAAGAUAGGGGAGAGGAAAAAAUUCAAAAAAAAAGGAAGCGGCUUGAAACAUUUUUCUAGUUCAACUUUUUUUUCUCUGAGUUUGCUCCUCUAUGUUCCAGCCGUGAAUAGAGAAUUUUUCCAAACAUGCUGGAAAUACGUUUUUUUUUCGCAAAAAAAAAAACAUCGUUUCUCUUUACUUGUAUGUAUUCCUUUGAAGCAACAGGAGGAAAAAAAUAAACUAGUCGUUAUUUGAAAAAAAGUUUCUUUCAAAUCGUCUCAUUUUGUUCCUUAUGGCUCAUGUUGAAUAUUUUCAUCUGAAAAAUUUUAAAAACCACUAUAUGAAUUUUUCAUUUUUUUCAGGUUUUGGGAACGCCUACCAAAGAACAAAUCCAGAGUAUGAACCCGAACUACAAAGGAAUUCAAAUUCCCUCAAAUAAAAGCUCACCCUUGGACGAAAGUACGUGGUUUUCUUUAUUCUCUUUUCUCCUUUAUAUCGACUGUAUUUAAAUCUCGUGGUUUCAGGUGUUCCGUGCCCACACGCCUCCAGAAGCGAUCGAUUUGAUAUCGCAGAUCAUCGAGUACACGCCCACGUCGAGGCCAACUCCGCAAGUGGUCAGGCUUCUACUUUUCAUUUUUUUAUUAUCUUUGAACAAGUUGCGCGUAUUUUCAUGUCUUAAAAAGGAACAUUUUAAUUUGGUAUUCAUCAUUGGUAAAGAAACAUCUCUGAUAGGACAAAAUGAAAAAAAAAAGAAAAAUUUUAGCGUGAUGUGCACCUAGUUUAAAUAACUACGGGUUUUGAAACACCUUCAGCUUCUCCAUAAUUUUUUCUCUCUAUUUCUCUCUUUCUACAGCGCUUUUUCUUGAAAUAUGUCAGAUUUGCUAUUAAUAGAAUGUUUUUGGGGUAGUUUUUAAUAAUCAUGAAUAAAUUCUCAAAAACGUUAAUUUGAACGCGCAGGUUACCGCGUAUUCCGUUUUGAUAGUAUCUUUGAAAGUUGCAUGUUGUUAGCUGUAGACCUCAUUGUGUUGGACGUGAAUUUAGAGAACUGAUCUUCCAGAAAUAAUCUUUACUUUUCCGCAGGGAGCUUCUUUGCAAGCAAUGCAUCUAAGAGUUUUUGAAGAAAUGGUGCGAUCUUACGCUAAAAGGAUCUUUUUUGUAAAGUCAUCAAAAAUUGGAAAAGCGUAAGCUUUCGAUAGUUCGAAUGAAAAAACUUUUCUUUCAAAAAACUUUUCGUUUUUCGGUUGAAAUAAAGGAACUUAUUGAUAUUCUUUUCUCGAUUUCAAAUAGGCUGUUGCUAGAAAAGCUUUCGUUCAGCUGCCGGCAACCUUUUGCCGUUUUCUAGAUUUAAGACACGAACCUGAGUUGAAAUACGAUGGGUUGCAGGCGUGCCAGCAUACGUUCUUCGAUGA